AUGGGGUUGAAGAAGCGCUUGCUGGGGUGCUAUGGAUGUGGAGACGAGCCGGAGGCGGCGCCGCGGCCGAGCAGGAACGCCGGCGGCGGGAAGCGGGUGCUGCGGCGGUGGAGCACGGCGAACCUGAGGUCGCUGUCGCUGCAGGACCUGUCGCGGAAGCUGGAGACGACGAGCCUGCACGCCUUCACGCUGGACGAGCUCAAGGCCGCCACCAAGAACUUCUCCACCACCAACUUCCUCGGCGAGGGCGGGUUCGGCCCCGUCUACAAGGGCUUCGUCGACGGGAGGCUCCGGCCGGGGAUCGAGCCGCAGCACGUCGCCGUCAAGUACCUCGACAGCGACGGCGUCCAGGGGCACCGCGAGUGGCUGGCUGAGGUGGUGUACCUCGGGAUGCUGAGCCAUCCUCAUCUGGUGAAGCUACUGGGCUUCUGCAACCAAGACGACAACAGGAUGCUGGUCUACGAGUACAUGCCCAGGGGCAGCCUCGAGAACCACCUCUUCAAGAACCUCCUUGCGUCGUUGCCAUGGUCGACGCGGCUCAAGAUCGCGGUCGGAGCGGCGAAGGGUCUGGCUUUCCUGCACGAGGCAGAGACGCCGGUGAUCUACCGCGACUUCAAGGCUUCGAAUAUUCUUCUCGACUCGGAUUACACUGCAAAGCUCUCUGAUUUUGGCCUGGCGAAGGAGGGGCCGCAGGGGGACGCGACCCACAUCACGACGCGCGUCAUGGGCACGCACGGGUACGCGGCGCCGGAGUACAUCCUGACGGGCCACCUGACGGCGAAGAGCGACGUGUACAGCUUCGGGGUGGUGCUCCUGGAGCUGCUCACGGGCCGUCGCUGCGUCGACAAGCGGCGGCGCGGGCGCGAGCAGAACCUGGUGGACUGGGCGCGCCCUCACCUGCGCCGCGCCAACAACCUGCACCGCAUCAUGGACCCGAGCCUGGAGCUGCAGUACUCGGCGCGCGCCGCGCAGAAGGCGGCCCAGGUCGCGCACCAGUGCCUGCAGAGCGUGCCCAAGUCGCGGCCGCGCAUGCGCGACGUCGUGGACGCGCUCGAGCCGCUGCUCGCGCUCGACGACGACGUGCCCAUGAGCCCGUUCGUGUUCACGGUCGGCGCCGAGGCGGCGCCGGCGCAAGUCGAGGCCGGCGCGGCCGAUGCCAACUAUGACGAGUCGGAGCUGGGCGGCCGGCGGGGCAAGAGGCACGUCAUGUCGCCCGUGCACGCGGAGAGCCCGCUGCGCAGCCGGUACGCGAGCGCGGUGAAAAGACCAGAGAGCCCUCCAACCCUGAGCAGGGUAUGAGUACAUAAAGCAAAGGGAUAACGAUUGGCAAGUGUAGAUAGAUGACAAUUUGUUCCUGAAUUCUUUUGUUAUUCUGUUUCUUGGUGAUGUUAUUCUUUCUCCCAAGAAUUUGAAGGGGAGAAAUUUUAUUUGUUUUUGUUGCGUUAUUAUACUGCCGAGAUUACCUCAACUAGUGAGGUAUUUGUAUGCCGAAAGUUUUAGGCAACACGUAUCGCAAAAGAUGUUAAGUAGGAUCA
This is a messenger RNA of Phragmites australis (common reed), 1535 nucleotides long. RefSeq names its product serine/threonine-protein kinase RIPK-like. The transcript has 4 exons. Gene Ontology annotation, molecular function: protein kinase activity; ATP binding. The record is from RefSeq and is a predicted model, not a curated record. Gene Ontology annotation, biological process: protein phosphorylation. NCBI's taxonomy places the organism in Eukaryota, Viridiplantae, Streptophyta, Magnoliopsida, Poales, Poaceae. Bases 1 to 1299 code for a protein of 432 amino acids.